Molecule: messenger RNA, 657 nt
Organism: Candidula unifasciata
Lineage: Eukaryota; Metazoa; Mollusca; Gastropoda; Stylommatophora; Geomitridae
Source: the annotation of a GenBank genome assembly
AUGGCGGUGAAUGACAGACAGAUCGUGGACAAAUUCAUCGAAGAUGGUGACUUUGAAAGAUUACUGCAAUUACCAGAGACUCUGGAUGACUUUACUGAAUCCAGCAUAGUCAAAUGUGUGGUAUAUUUUCUCAAAUCUAGUGAUGAAGUCCUUGAGGCUGCCACAAAACAUGUGCCUGAGACUGAAAUUUCUACACAUGUUCCAUGGGUUAAAGAAAGCAUGCAGUCACCCUUCACUGAUAAACGAUGCUAUGUUCUAAACGUCAUGUUGUGUCAGAAAUUCAGCCCUCAUUUUUUACAAGAGGAAGCCAGGCUAAUGCCAUUUGACUGUGUAUUGAGUCUUGCCAAAUAUUUCCACUUUUUGCUGUCUUGGGUGCCAACAGAUCCAGACUGUGACAGUCAUGUGCCGUCAUUAGAACAGAUAAUUGAUUGGUUGAAUGCCCUUUUAGACGGACACUUCCAGCAGCUCAAACUUGCAGAGGAUUCCACCGCAGUUAUUGAGUCACUGCAGGAGCAAGUCACUCUCAUGACAAAGUGGCAGAUAGAGUCUAAAGCCUUGCAAGGGACAUUACUGGAGCUAAAUCGACUGUUUGAGAAACAGCAGCAACAGAGAAGUACCAAAAUGGGAGACUACUGCAUUGAAGUGAUAUCCUUCUAG